Molecule: messenger RNA, 2103 nt
Organism: Ictalurus punctatus (channel catfish)
Lineage: Eukaryota; Metazoa; Chordata; Actinopteri; Siluriformes; Ictaluridae
Gene: gba3
Product: glucosidase, beta, acid 3
Exons: 5
Coding region: 126-1571 (481 amino acids)
Biological process (GO): carbohydrate metabolic process
Molecular function (GO): hydrolase activity, hydrolyzing O-glycosyl compounds
Source: RefSeq, a predicted model, not a curated record
ACGCUCCACGCUGGACUUCCUGCUACUGUAAAGCAGCGGCAAUUACAGUUGAACUCUAACACUCAGUGACAUAUGAAAGAAAGGCAGUGUAGUGUGUAUACCACUCACUGAUAAACGCACCCGACAUGGCUCUUUCUAAAAAUGCGUCCGUCGAAGGUUUUCCCAGUGAUUUUGCAUGGGGAGCUGCAACAGCUGCUUACCAAAUCGAAGGGGGCUGGGAUGUGGACGGUAAAGGCCCCAGCAUAUGGGACACUUUUUGCCACAGUAAAGGACGAGUAUUUGAGGAUCACACUGGAGAUGUGGCCUGUAACAGCUACCAUCUUUGGGAUGAGGACCUGAAGUGUAUCCAGCAGUUAGGUCUCACACACUAUCGUCUGUCCUUCUCCUGGUCACGGUUGCUUCCUGAUGGAACCACACGUUUGGUCAACCCACAAGGUGUAGCAUACUAUAACAAAGUGAUUGAUGACCUAAUUGCCAACACUAUUAUGCCCAUGGUCACCCUGAACCACUUGGACUUGCCUCAGGCUCUACAGGACCGUGGUGGAUGGAAAUCUCCAGAGAUUGCAGCUGUUUUUGAUUCCUAUGCUCAGUUUUGCUUUAAGACGUUUGGGGACAGGGUGAAGCUUUGGAUUACAGUGAAUGAGCCUUAUGUGUGUGCUAAAUUUGGGUAUGAGAAUGGCCUUUUUGCCCCAGGCCUUAAAGAACCAGGGACCUCCAUCUACCUCGUAGGUCACAAUUUGCUGCGUGCCCAUGCUAGAGCCUGGCAUAGCUAUAAUGCCAACUUCAGAUGUCUGCAGGGAGGAAAGGUGUCCAUAGCUCUUAACAGUGACUGGGUUGAACCUUUAAACCCAUGCUCUCCUGAAGAUGUGGCUGCCAGCCAGCGAUACAUGGACUUUAACCUGGGCUGGUUUACUUGCCCAGUGUUUGGCACAGGGGACUAUCCAGAGAAUAUGAGGAGCAGGAUUGAGGCCCAGAGCCGUGAACUAGGAUAUACUGAGGGGCAGCGCUUGCCUAAGUUUUCAGAGGAUGAGCCCAAGCCCUUAGGCACAGCAGAUUUCUUUGCACUGAACUACUAUACAUCACGCAAAGUGAGGGACACCAGCUCUCAUCCCAGUGAGUGCAGUUUCGCAGGGGACCAGGGAGCAGAGGCUAUAAUAGAUCCAUCAUGGCCAGUGUGUGGCGUGUCCUGGCUUGCUGUCGUGCCUGAAGGAUUGCGCAAGUUGCUAAAAUACAUAAAGGAGACUUGCAACAACCCUGCCAUUUAUAUCACUGAAAAUGGCUUCUCACAGAUUGGUCCUGUUGAAUUUGAAGACAUUGAUCGCUGCCAGUUUUAUCAAGAUACACUUCAGCAAGUAUCAAAAGCUAUCACAGAUGAUCGAGUGAAUGUGAGAGGAUAUUUCGCCUGGUCACUUCUGGAUAACUUUGAGUGGUCAGACGGCUUCAGUGUGAGAUUUGGCCUCUUCCAUGUGGACUUCUCCAGCGCUAAGCGAAAGCGCACAAUGUACCGCUCUGGAAGAGAGUAUGCAGCUUUAAUAAAAAGACACUGUACCUAUACCAAGCUGGACAACUGAAAUCAGCACUCUGAGAUCUAUACUUGCCACUACAUUUUUUAACACUGAAUAGUGGCAGCAACAACUAUAUAUAUAUAUAUAUAUAUAUAUAUAUAUAUAUAUAUAUAUAUAUAUAUAUAUGAAUGAAUGAAGUAUGAUAAUUUUGCUUGUAGAGGAGCUUUUACAAUAGCCAGUAACAAAAAAAAAUAGUGUAAAUUAUUAUUUGUUUAAUCUAUGAAAAAAAAAAUAUAUAUAACGUACUGAGCAGUCUUGGGCACCCUUUUUUUAGUAUGAAUUGUUCAAAAACCUUUCACAUUUCCAAACAUUACUUUUCCAACAGAAAAUAAAUGUUAAAUAAAAAUGUUUCAGUAAACACAGCAACAUAUAACAUAAUGAAGGCUGCUGCGUUUUGCAAAAACAAAGCAAGCCAGUCUCCAGAAGAUCUGUGGCAGAUUCUCCAAGAUACUCAGUAAAACAUACGAGCUAAUUUCCUCAUAAAAGUGCACUAAUUGUACCUGAGGCUACUAAUAAAAAAAGUGCAAAGUCAACAAUA